AUGGACUCUUGGACAGCCCUCGCCCUUCUGUACUACUUCCUGUUUGCAGUUGUGGUUGAAUCGGUUCCCGUGUCCCACCCCCCCGUGGAGCUCCGGGAGGCAGCAGAACGGGCGAAGGCGCUGGUGGAGAAGAUCCUCAGAGACCUCCCCCCCGCCCACGCCGCCACCGUCAGCACGGAGGGUUUGACCCUCGACCCCUCGCCUCAGACCCCAAACCUGCAGAUGAUGGUGACUUCACUGGGCAUCCCCCCCGCCCCCGUCCUCAAACCCCUGUCUGACCGCUUCACAAAGGACAUGUGUGUGAGUCGUAUGUCAGUGGGCUGUCGGUUGUACCAGGGGCUGCUGGGAGUUUUGUCUGACCGGCUCGGCGGACUGACGAACCUGCGAGCCGACCUCAGCGACCUGCUGACCCACAUCAACAAGAUGAAGGAGGCGGCUCCGCUCGGCGCCGAGGGUCCGGAGCAGACCUGGGGGCGGGACCUGGCCUCUCGCCUCACGGGGAACUACGAGGUGCAGGUGGCGGCGCACGUGACGCUGACUCAGCUCCGCUCCUUCUGUCACGACCUGAUCCGCAGCCUGAGAGCCAUCGCCACCUACAGGCGCAGAGCUGCAGGUGCCCCCUAAGCCACGCCCACCGGUGGGAGUGGAAUAAAGAUAAAGACUAAUCAGUUCCUAGCUGAUCCACAAAUGGUCCAGGAGAAGGAGCACAAACUGGGGGGGGGGGUCUCCUGAGCUCCUGUAGCGUUUUCAGGACUCGACAGGAAUCAUCUGCAGAUCGAUUCUUUAUUGAUAAUUAUUUAUUAACCAGAAAGGCAGUUACUGAAUUAAGAUUUGUAUUUAUUACUGAUAUUUAUUGGUUAUUCAUGGUGUAUUAUUUAUUUACGGGUCAACCUGUGACCUUUGACCUCGUCUGAGGCCACAUCCCAAACGAGUGUAUUGAUUUAAUACAUGACUCAGCAGAGAGCAAGAGAAGUGCUGAGUCAGUACAGGAAGUGAAAUGAGGUUCUUUGAAACUGAACGUCUCUGCUAAAGUUAACUGAUUUAUUGACUUUAUUUAUCUCUAUUUAUUUUUUUAUGGAUGUACGAAGAUUUUAUUGUGGUUUCUUACUCAGGUUGUUAAAACCUGGUCGAUGUCGUGUGAUAAAAAUAAAAACUCUCCUCCACCCUCA
This is a messenger RNA of Limanda limanda (common dab), 1169 nucleotides long. RefSeq lists its product as uncharacterized. Gene Ontology annotation, molecular function: cytokine activity. Gene Ontology annotation, biological process: neutrophil differentiation; myeloid cell development; macrophage differentiation. The record is from RefSeq and is a predicted model, not a curated record. Gene Ontology annotation, cellular component: extracellular region. The transcript is spliced from 5 exons. NCBI's taxonomy places the organism in Eukaryota, Metazoa, Chordata, Actinopteri, Pleuronectiformes, Pleuronectidae. The coding region runs from base 1 to 624 and encodes 207 amino acids.